This is a messenger RNA of Sinocyclocheilus rhinocerous, 1120 nucleotides long. RefSeq names its product replication protein A2 (gene rpa2). The record is from RefSeq and is a predicted model, not a curated record. The transcript is spliced from 9 exons. Gene Ontology annotation, biological process: nucleotide-excision repair; DNA replication; double-strand break repair via homologous recombination. The coding region runs from base 125 to 940 and encodes 271 amino acids. Gene Ontology annotation, cellular component: nucleus; site of double-strand break; chromosome, telomeric region. Gene Ontology annotation, molecular function: single-stranded DNA binding. Lineage: Eukaryota; Metazoa; Chordata; Actinopteri; Cypriniformes; Cyprinidae.
UGCGUAGUUUCAGCGCGCGGACUUGAGUCGUGACGUCAAGCAGUGCGCGAUCGGCGGUGGCGGGAGAUUUUCCAGAGUUUCGUCGAGCUAGUUCGUGUUCAGGAGAAAAACAUUAGCGAGUAAAAUGUGGAACCAAGGUAAAUACGGCGAGGCCAGUAUGGCUGGAUAUACACAGUCUCCAGGAGGGUUUGGGUCUCCAGCCGCCUCGCAGGGAGGAGACAAGAAAGCGAGAACUCGAGCGCAGCAGAUCGUUCCCUGCACCGUGUCCCAGCUGAUGUCUGCGGUGCAGGCGGAGGACGUCUUCAAAGUGGGAGAGGUAGAGAUCGCCCAGGUAACUAUUGUUGGUGUGAUCAGAAACACUGAUAAAUCCACAAUCAACAUCCAGUAUAAGGUGGAUGACAUGACGGCAGCUCCCAUGGAUGUGAAGCAGUGGAUCGACACAGAGGACAUGGGUGUGGAUAACUCAGUCAUCCCUCCAGGCUCUUACGUCAAAGUCUCCGGCAACCUCCGCUCUUUUCAGAAUAACCGGUCUUUGGUUGCGUUCAGCGUCCGAGUGCUGGAGGACAUGAAUGAAGUCACUUCACACAUGCUGGAGGUUGUGAACGCUCAUAUGCAGCAGAGCAAACCACAGAGCAUGAUGGGAGGAGGUGCAGGAACGAACAUGAUGCCCACGGCGCAUGCUAGCAUGAGCUCCACAGGAAGCUAUUCUGGCGCUAGUAUGAUGUUAGUCAAUGGUUUGAGUGCCAACCAGAAUCAGGUUUUGAGUCUGAUCAAGAGCUGUCAUGAGCCUCAAGGCAUCAGCAUGCAAGACCUGAAGCAGAAGCUGAGCAGCAUGAGCGUCACAGUCAUCAGGCAAAUUGUGGAUUUUCUCAGCAACGAGGGACACAUUUUCUCCACUAUUGAUGAGGACCACUUCAGAUCAACAGACAAUGAAGCCUAAGUCACAGUGAAGUCACUCUACAUAGUGUUCAUGAAAAAAAAAAAUAAUUUCAGUUAGUUUUGGUCAUUUUAAUAAAAGCACACUCAUAUAAAGCUAUUUUCUUUCAAGUUCAGCAUGCCGUAAGGAAAAAGCAGUGAAAAGGACAUUGUCCGAUUUACAAUAAAUGUUCUAUUUGUUAAA